Molecule: messenger RNA, 1054 nt
Organism: Dimorphilus gyrociliatus
Lineage: Eukaryota; Metazoa; Annelida; Polychaeta; Dinophilidae
Source: the annotation of a GenBank genome assembly
AAUGGAUCAAGACGAGGCUCAGUACCUUUUCAAUAAGGGUGCUACCAUUGUUACAACUAACUUACCUGUUGGUUCAGAAUUCGGUAUAGAUUGUUCAUGUACCUGGAAGACAUUUGAUGGAGAUAUCGCCGGUAUAAAAAUGAUUCCUCCGGGAGUACACCUUUUGUUCUGGAAUUGUAAUGAUGACAAAAUGAAACGACAAGGGCCAAGAACCAGCAUAUUAAUUCAUACUUCUCCGGGCGAAGUACUGGUGUGGAAAUGGUUAGAUUUGGAAGAGAGAGUUGAACGCGUUAAUUUAACUGGUGACGAAGAUAUAGAAAGUAAUAAGCAGAGUAUUGACCAUCGUUUAGUACCUUAUCCCUACGAUACGUAUAGACGAUGGAUUUCUUUAACAUCUGUUAUAAAUGAAAAACUCUUAAAGCGUUUAAUGCCUGAUUGUGGAUAUAUGACAUCAGUUCCGAAUCUUAUGCCUGAACGUUCAAAUACUGCUGAAAGACAGGGCCGUUCAAAAAAUGAAGGUCUACCAAAUAUGCUACCUUUUCCAGGGACAAUUAUAAAUUGGUCUAUUAUUCAAGAAAAGGCUCGUCCUCCAAAAUUCUGCAAUAAAGAAGAUAUAACUAAGCAUUGCCUGGAUAGAUCAUGGCAACUUAAAGAGUUAUUUCAAGAAUCAUCAGAAGAGGAGAUAUUAGGGGAAUUACAGGCCACUUAUGUGUUCCUAUUAGUAGGCCAUAUUUAUGAAGUGUUAGAAAAAUGGAAAAUUUUAAUAAACCUUCUUUGCUCUUGUCGAGAGGCCAUCGGUCUAUACCCAAAAUUCUAUAGUAAACUCCUCACAAUACUUUACUGGCAACUGAAAGAUUUACCUGAAGAAAUCAGACAGGAUGCAGUAAAUGGAGUAUUAUCAUCUACUAUUGGGCCUCUGCUCUCAGAAAUAGUUGAAUAUGAUGAUGAAGACCUAUCAAAUAAAGCUGAAAAACUGUUGAACUGUUUAAAAACUAAAUAUGGAGUGAAUUGGGCUUCAGAGCCAGACGAUUGGGCUCCAACAAUAGUUUCAUAA